AUGGCAUCGUCUGUUGUUUAUUGGCAAAAGCAUGCCUUAAUUAUUGGUAUCAAUAAUUAUCUACGUAAUCCAUUAGAAUAUUGUAUCAAUGAUGCCGAAGAUCUGGAAAAAAUUCUUCAGCGAAUUGAUUUUCAUGUAUUACUUGAAAUUGAUUGCAAUCUUCAUAAAUUCUUCAGUAUAAUAGAUAUAUUCACUAAUAGAAUCCAACAAGAUGAUUUGAUUUUAUUCUAUUUUGCUGGUCAUGGUAAACAAAUGAAAGAUGAGGAUUAUUUAUUACCAGUAGAUUAUUAUUAUGAUUAUCGAGAAAAUGAACAGAACUAUAUCAUCAAACAUGCUAUUAACAUCAAAUAUAUAAUAGAAAAAAAUCAAUCAUCAAAAAUGUCGUGUGACAAUAUAUUUAUUUGA
This is a messenger RNA of Rotaria sordida, 405 nucleotides long. The record is from the annotation of a GenBank genome assembly. NCBI's taxonomy places the organism in Eukaryota, Metazoa, Rotifera, Eurotatoria, Philodinida, Philodinidae.